AUGACCACCCGCCGCAUCGCCACCAAGGUCGAAAUUCCCGUUCCCGAAACCUCCAACGGCACGACUACCCGCAACAAAACAACCAAAGUGGACUCCCCACCCCUAGCCGGCUCCCCCUUCCUCCCCACCCCCCUCGAAGCCGUCCUCCUCGCCCUCUACCCCGGCACCCUCCUCCUCGGCUCCCUCUUCAGCAGCCUCCAUCCCUCGUCCCGCAACGCCCUCUACCUCGCCGACGCGCAGUCCUACGACCCCAGCUCCGCACCCAGCUAUUUCGCCAAAAAGAGCAACAUCUUCAACGUCUACUUCGUCAAGUUCGGCUGGUUCUGGACGACCCUCGCCUUUGUCUUGCUGGUGUUUUCGCACCCGUCGCUGGGACCGCCGUUGGGUUUGCGACUGACGAAGAGAAGGGUGCAGGCGGGGAUACGGUAUGCGUGUAUUACGGCAGUGUGGGUGGCGGUGACGCAGUGGUUUUUUGGACCGCCGAUUAUUGAUCGGAGUUUUAAGUGGACGGGCGGGCAGUGUCAGAUGAUUUAUAGUGAUAGUCCUGGAGCGGCGCUGAAGAGGGCGGAGAUGGGGGAUGUGAGGGAGGUGCUGACGCAUGCGGCUUGCAAGGGGAUCGGAGGACAGUGGAAGGGCGGGCAUGAUAUCAGUGGGCAUGUGUUUCUGCUGAUCUUGGGGAGUGCGAUGCUCUGGCUUGAACUGCUGCCGGCGGUGUUGAGGAUGGAAGGGCUGAGGGAAGCGAGGCGUAUCAUGACAAGCGAUGGCUUGAUCAGGAGUGCGUCAAUCGAGGCAGAUGGGGAGGCAGAGGGUAGGAGUGAGCCGAAAGGGAUUUCAGUUGGAGUUCAGGGAACGCUGGCUGUACUCGGUUUGAGCUGGUGGAUGCUAUUGAUGACCGCGGCGUACUUCCACACUUGGUUCGAGAAGUUCACGGGACUGGUGGUGGCGUUCGGGACGAUAUACACGGUGUACUUCCUCCCGCGAGCAGUACCGGCAUUGAGGCAGGUCCUGGGCAUGCCAGGAGUAUAG
Saxophila tyrrhenica is the source of this 1026-nucleotide messenger RNA. RefSeq lists its product as uncharacterized. The record is from RefSeq and is a predicted model, not a curated record. NCBI's taxonomy places the organism in Eukaryota, Fungi, Ascomycota, Dothideomycetes, Mycosphaerellales, Extremaceae. Bases 1 to 1026 code for a protein of 341 amino acids. Gene Ontology annotation, biological process: phospholipid biosynthetic process; lipid storage; lipid droplet organization. Gene Ontology annotation, cellular component: endoplasmic reticulum membrane. The transcript has a single exon. Gene Ontology annotation, molecular function: coenzyme A diphosphatase activity.